This is a messenger RNA of Onthophagus taurus, 837 nucleotides long. RefSeq names its product circadian clock-controlled protein daywake-like. Gene Ontology annotation, biological process: multicellular organismal reproductive process. The record is from RefSeq and is a predicted model, not a curated record. Lineage: Eukaryota; Metazoa; Arthropoda; Insecta; Coleoptera; Scarabaeidae.
UCUUAAGAAACAUGUUGCGCGCCGUUGGCGUUUUGGUCAUUUACCUUCUCUUUGGCAUCGCAACCAGCAACAACAUCAAACCUCCGCUACCGAGUUACGUCAACGUUUGUAAACGUUUCGAUCCGGAGAUAGCAAAAUGUUGGAAAAAAACGUUUGAAGGACUAAUUCCGCAUUUAGUGAAAGGGAUCCCGGAGUUUAAAGUGCCGCCGAUCGAACCCUUUUUCAUCGACAAUCUUCAAUUAAAUUUAGGCAAUGGAACUACGAUACGUUUCGUUGCCGAUUUAACGAAUGUGACCUGUUUUGGUAUCCAAGAUGUGAAAGUCGUCUCCGUUGAACCAAAUUAUAAAACUUUAACGAUUAAACUCGACUUGAUAUUCUCAAAAUUAGUCAUGAAAGCUCUUUAUAAAGCGAAUGGGAGGAUAUUGUUGUUUAGAUUUGAUAGUGCGGGAAAUUUUGACGGGGAAUUUAAACAAGUUUAUGUUAAAGCAUUCUAUCAACUUGAAACGUACGAAAAGGAUAAAAUUGAACAUAUUAGAAUAAAACAUUCAACGCACGAUGUGGAUGUGAAGAGUAUGUCUUUGUAUUUGCACAAUUUGUUUAAGAAUAACCCGGAAAUAACGGCGAGCGUUAAUAGGGUUAUAAACGACAACAUCCAUAUACUUUACAAGGAUUUUAAGCCUUUAUUACAAAGGACUAUUGGUGGGAUUAUCACGGAUUACGCUAAUAGAGCGUAUUCCCAGUAUUCUUUUAACACGCUUCUUCCAAUUAAUUAAUCUUAAUUAGUGUUUUAAUUAUUUUUUUUUUAAUAUAUUGUAUAUUACAAUAUCACAAAAUUAA